Messenger RNA from Gossypium raimondii (Peruvian cotton), 603 nucleotides. RefSeq lists its product as hypothetical. The transcript has a single exon. The coding region runs from base 1 to 603 and encodes 200 amino acids. Lineage: Eukaryota; Viridiplantae; Streptophyta; Magnoliopsida; Malvales; Malvaceae. The record is from RefSeq and is a predicted model, not a curated record.
AUGGCGACCGCCUCCACUGCCACCACUGUGAGCUUGAAGCUUCUGAUAGAUAAAAAAGGGAAAAGGGUUCUAUAUGCCGAAGCUGGCAAAGAUUUUGUUGAUUUUCUCUUCAACGUACUGUUAUUGCCUGUUGGUACUGUUAUAAGGCUGCUUGCAAAAGAAGGCAUGGUUGGAUGUCUUGCAAACCUUUACAAGAGCGUUGAGAAUUUGGGCGACGCAUACCUUCAGCCGACAACCAACAAGGAUACAUUGUUGAAACCUAAAUAUUCUUCAAGCUUGGCAGCUGAUGUUCCUCUUUUGUUGCCAAAUACUGAAUCAUCAACAACACUAGGGUUUUACCGAUGUUCGUAUGGUCGUAAUAGCGACUGUCGUUUGUAUUAUGCAAAUGAUCCAACGUCUACGUGCCCUUGCUGCUCUAGUGUCAUGUACUCCCCCGCAACACUUGUGAACCCCCCAAAUAAGGUCUCAACUUCAUCAGCUGUUGCUAAUGAGGGUGGCUACGUGAAAGGGGUCUUCACGUAUACUAUCAUGGAUGAUCUGACAGUGACACCAACGUCAACCAUUUCAAUCAUAGCUAUACUCAAUAAGUUCAAGGCUCAAUGA